GUGUUCAAAAAUAGCCCAACCAGAAGCUUCCCAAGUGAAGUGAUAGCUUGACCGACUGCUGGUGUUGCUGUCCCGAUUGCGGAACUUGAGUGUUUACUUGCACUUUUCAAUCAUGCUCUUCCAUUCCUAGCACUGAAGUGACGCCUUCAUAAAAGAUGGAAGCUUUUUCCAACCACUUUAUGGAAUUCCACCCGGUCCACGGGACCAACGUGCAACUGGACUACUCGGCGACCCAGGCCAUACGUGUGGAGAGCUUCGCCAAUGGAGUGUGCUUCAGCAAACAACCGUUAAAACCCGGGGAGAUUUUUCUCAUCGAGAUUGAGGACAAGGAGCUCGGCUGGUGCGGCCACCUCCGGAUGGGCCUGACCGCCAGGGACCCCAGGGACUUGGAGGUGGUUCCCGAAUACUCCAUCCCCGACCUGACUGACCUCGGCGACAGCUGGGUGUUUGCCAUCACCCGCAACCACAAUAAGGUCACGGAGGGGGUCGAUGCGGGUGAAGGUGGUCAAGACCGCGGAGAAGAACUAGCCGGGGGUCAGAGACUCGGACGAGGGGAGGCCGAUAAUCGGGGUGACGCCAACAGCAAACCAAAGAUGUUUUUCACAGACUCUCAUUUGCACAUUGACGACGUUCGAAUCCCCAGAGACAAGCUGGUCGGCCGUAGCCGGCCUGGACGCUUCAGCCACAUUCUGGAUGACUUGUACAAAAGUAACGCUUUGCCGCCUACCGCUAGACGCAGCCGGAUAGGAGUUUUGUAUGUGGCGAAAGGCCGCGAUCGAGGUGACAUGCACAUCGUCAUCAACGGGGAGGACAUGGGCGCUUCGGCAAAAGGCAUCCCUACCGUAGAGCCUCUUUACGCUGUCGUGGACGUAUUCGCUGCUACUAAGUGUGUCAGGAUUGUGCAGGUGGAGUACGGAUUCUCUUCUUUGCAGACACUGUGCAGGAAGUCAAUCCAGAAGCACAUUGUCCAUAGAAUGGCCAUUGAUUGGCUGGAGCUACCAGAGGCACUCAAGAACUUCUGCAAGUACGAGUGAAAACUGAAAAUCCAUAACGGGCAAAGCCAUGGAGGAGUUUCCUUUUGAUUCACAACGACAAAGUGAACUGGGAUUGUUUACUAUCAUUUUUUUUUUUAGGAGUCAACUGGGAUAAAUAAGAUUCAUCCUGCAAUAUUGUGGCUAAAAUUUCCUGUGGUGUAAAAUUAACCAGAAAACCAGUUGGUGCAGUUGUACACUACGACAAGAAGCAAUUAAAACGGAAUGCUAUCUUUG
Molecule: messenger RNA, 1268 nt
Organism: Syngnathus typhle (broad-nosed pipefish)
Lineage: Eukaryota; Metazoa; Chordata; Actinopteri; Syngnathiformes; Syngnathidae
Gene: neurl2
Product: neuralized E3 ubiquitin protein ligase 2
Exons: 2
Coding region: 156-1034 (292 amino acids)
Biological process (GO): intracellular signal transduction
Molecular function (GO): ubiquitin protein ligase activity
Source: RefSeq, a predicted model, not a curated record